Aricia agestis (brown argus) is the source of this 2190-nucleotide messenger RNA. RefSeq names its product organic cation transporter protein-like. The transcript is spliced from 11 exons. Bases 216 to 1880 code for a protein of 554 amino acids. Gene Ontology annotation, cellular component: membrane. Gene Ontology annotation, molecular function: transmembrane transporter activity. The record is from RefSeq and is a predicted model, not a curated record. NCBI's taxonomy places the organism in Eukaryota, Metazoa, Arthropoda, Insecta, Lepidoptera, Lycaenidae. Gene Ontology annotation, biological process: transmembrane transport.
UACAAGAUCGCUGUUACAGUUCAGAGUGCGCUGACGCACGCACAGCGCGCCACAUACAGACACACAUACACUAUAUAUAAAUAAAAUACGAAGUAUUUGUGCUGUGGUGAAGAAAAAGUGUUGUAGCUAUAUAAGACUUGCAACUUUACAGUUGGUAGAUAGUAAUAGUGAAGUGAAAGCAAUGAAUAAAUAUAGAUAAUGUUAAUGGAGUCGCCAUGAGCGGUCCAGCGAUGAAGAAAGAACCAAAAAACAAGAUGACAGACUCUGGUGUGGAAGAAUUCAAUCUUGAUGGCAUACUGAGCGAACUGGGCAGUUUCGGCAAAUACCAACUGUUCCUGCUCCUGCUCCUCGCCUUCAGGGACUCUUUUCUCAGCAUGUGUAACUUCAACUACGUCUUCACCGCCGCCGAGGUCAACUUCAGAUGCAGAAUAUCCGAAUGCGACGGCAACAGUACAGUAUACAAUACAACAUGGGCAAGUUAUGCUCUAUCUAACGUGUCUGUGUGUGAGCGACCUUCCUCGCUAGGUGACACCUCCGAUGUCUGCACUGCCAAAACAUUUAGCGCUGAUAGAAUGCCCUGUGAAGAUAUCAUCUAUGAAGAUUAUAACAGCAUCGUGGCUGAGUUUAAUCUGGGCUGCCAGCCAUGGAAGCGCACUCUCAUUGGUACCGUCCAUAACCUCGGUCUAGUCUUCUCGUUUGUUGUAUCUGGAUUCAUAUCAGAUAGGUAUGGAAGGAAAGUAAUCAUCGUGGGUACACCGCUCAUGGUGGCCAUAGCAGGACUCUUGAAGUCCUUUGCCACCAACUAUUGGACACUUCUGGUUCUAGAGUUUUUAGAAACUGCUCUGGGGUAUGGAAAUGCGUCUAUGGUUUUGUCUCUUGAAACUGUGAGUCAGAAGAGUCGUGUUGCUUUUUCGUGUAUAUCAGAUAUUCUCUCGACACUGGGUGGAGCGUUCUUUGGUCUCAUUGCGUGGAAGAUUCCUUACUGGAGGCACAUGAUGUGGGCUAUUUAUGCACCACUGUUGAUUGUGGUGUUCUACAUAUUUCUAGUCGACGAAGGUGUAAGAUGGCUUUUUGCUCACAAUAGGAAGGAAGAAGCAGUCCGUAUUUUAAAUAAAGUAGCCAAAAUUAAUAAUAUCACGCUGUCAAACACAGCUAAAGAAAUGCUUGCGAAAAUUACUGAAGAAAAAGCUAAGGCUAAUGAGGCUGGACCUACGCAAGCAACAGAGGCAAGCAUCCUCUCAGCUCUUAGAUCCAAGAAAAUGAUUUUGCGGAUAGCUUUGAUAGCAGCUUGCUCGUUCUGCUGUAUGUUCGUCUACAACGGCGCUAUCAUCAACUCCACCAACAUCUCCGGUAGUAAAUACCUGAACUACUCCAUCAUGCAGCUCGUAGCUGUCCCCACAAGAGUCAUCAUCGCCUUCACUCUCACCAGGUUUGGGAGGAAGACACCCAUCUGUGUCGCGUACUGUUUCUGUGCGAUGUUCUUUAUUGCGUCCGCUUUUGUUCCUAAAUCUAUCGGGUGGACUUCAGUAUUAUUUUAUCUGGCGGGCAAGAUGUGCAGUAGCUACGGGAUAUUCUCCUUCAGUGUGGUAGCGAUGGAAGUUUUUCCAACUACCUCACGCAACUCGCUAACCAACGUAUCUAAUACAGUCGGCCGACUUGGCUCAGUGUUGGCACCGCAAACUCCUCUUCUUGCAAAGUACAUGUCGGGGCUGCCGAGUAUAGUAUUCGGUUUGGUAGCAUUGGGUCCAGCUGGGCUGGCUUUGUUACUACCUGACACCAGUCGCUGUCCACUGCCGGAUCGGGUAGAGGAAGCUGAAAAGAUUGACGAAGUAACAAACGAUGAAACUGAAACUCGAGUGACGAGUGUAGUGACGGCGUAGCGAUAGCCUAGCAUCGUGGAUGCUAUAAAAACUUGAGUAAAAGUGUCAAGUGUACUUGAAGUUGAGAUUGAACUAUGAAGUCUAGUUUAUUCAUGUUUACCUACAAUGAAUAUCCAGUAAGUAAUGAUAAGAGACUGAAAAGCAAUGAUGAUAAUUGAUGAAAAAUUAAUUAAUAAUGAUGCCAUACGAGUACCAGGCCAUAAAUUCAGAAAGUGAAAAAAUAGAUCUUUCAGAUUCGGCUUAGAUUCGGUCAUAUUUAUUAUAUAUUAUCUGAUAUUAUGAAUGUUACUAAUUGUAUGAUAAUUAUAAU